Arxiozyma heterogenica is the source of this 936-nucleotide messenger RNA. It is a transcript of the gene MOB1, whose product is annotated as Mob1p. The record is from RefSeq and is a predicted model, not a curated record. Gene Ontology annotation, cellular component: cytoplasm; nucleus. Bases 1 to 936 code for a protein of 311 amino acids. The transcript is spliced from 2 exons. Lineage: Eukaryota; Fungi; Ascomycota; Saccharomycetes; Saccharomycetales; Saccharomycetaceae. Gene Ontology annotation, biological process: positive regulation of protein phosphorylation; cell division; signal transduction. Gene Ontology annotation, molecular function: protein kinase activator activity.
AUGUCUUUUUUACAGAAUUUUCACUUAAGUCCAGGUCAAACUAUACGUUCUACUAGAGGAUUCAAAUGGAAUACUGGCCAGAAUAACGGCCAACAAACCUCUGAGCCUUUAAAUAAUGGAUCCGACUCUUUAGUCAACCCACAUUCACAACCUCAACAAAAACUACCACUCUCCUUUGAAAAUCAAAAUCAUUAUUACAACAAUAAUAGUAAUAUUUAUCCUCACGGGGUAUCUACACCACAAAAACAACUAGGUUCUCUCAGGGGAAAAAUAGGCCAACAAAAGGUAACUGAUUUUAAUUAUACUCCAUCUCACCAAAAACCAUUUCUUCAGACUACUGCCGGCACCACAGUGACAUCACAUGAAGAUAUAAGACAAAUAGUGGAGGUAACUUUAGGUUCUGAGGGGGUUUUAAAUCAAGCAGUAAAAUUACCAAAAGGUGAAAAUGAAAAUGAAUGGCUUGCUGUCCAUGUGGUAGAUUUUUACAACCAAAUUAACAUGUUAUAUGGUACUAUAACAGAAUUUUGUUCUCCGACUACCUGCCCAAGAAUGAUUGCAACUAAUGAAUACGAAUAUCUAUGGUCGUUUGAAAAGGGUGCAGCUCCUGUAUCAGUUAGUGCUCCUAAAUAUGUAGAAUGCCUAAUGAGAUGGUGUCAAGAUCAAUUUGAUGAUGAAACUAUAUUUCCAAGUAGAAAAGAUGGUGUGUUUCCAGAAAGAUUUCCAGAAAAAAUUGUGAUUCCAAUGUUAAGAAGAUUAUUCAGAGUUUAUGCACACAUAUAUUGUCACCAUUUUAAUGAAAUUUUGGAAUUAAAUCUACAGACAGUUUUGAAUACUAGUUUUAGACAUUUUAUUCUUUUUGCUCAAGAAUUUAAUUUGUUACGGCCAGCAGAUUAUGGUCCAUUGUUAGAGUUAGUUACUGAAUUGAAGGAUAGGUAA